GGGGUGUGGUGUCUCCAGCGGCGGGGCGGGCCCGUCCGUCAGAGCCGGGCCCCGCUGUAGGGCGCAGCGUGGAGCCGGCCCGGCCCCAUGCCGAGCGCCGUCGCUGAGCCCCGCCAUGGGCGGCUGCGUGGGGCGGCAGCGCCGGGAGCGGCCCGCCGCCGGCAACCCCCGCAAGCGAGCAGCCCGCAAUGAGCCUCUGAAGAAGGAGCGUCCCAAGUGGAAGAGUGACUACCCCAUGACAGACGGGCAGCUACGCAGCAAGCGGGACGAGUUCUGGGACACGGCACCUGCCUUUGAGGGCCGCAAGGAGAUCUGGGAUGCCCUGAAGGCAGCUGCCUACGCUGUGGAGGCCAACGACCACAGCCUGGCCCAGGCGAUCCUCGAUGGAGCCAGCAUCACCCUGCCCCAUGGGUCCCUGACGGAGUGCUAUGACGAGCUGGGCAACCGAUACCAGCUUCCUGUCUACUGCUUGGCACCUCCUGUCAACCUGAUUCUGGAGCGGAGUGAGGAGGAGGCGGCGGAGCCAGCUGAGCCCCUGCCCAACACCCGGCGGGAGUUUGCCCUCAAGGUGCGGCUCUCCACCGGCAAGGACCUGCGGCUCAGCGCCAGCAUGGGCGACACCAUUGGGCAGCUGAAGAAGCAGCUGCAGGCGCAGGAGGGCAUUGACCUGGCCUGGCAGCGCUGGUUCUUCUCGGGCAAGCUGCUCACCGACCGCAUGCGGCUGCAAGAGACCAAGAUCCAGAAAGAUUUUGUUGUGCAAGUGAUUGUCAACCAGCCCCUGCCGCCCAGGAACUGAGCUGCCCCCCGCACUGGUUGCGGGGAGAGAGCAGGGGGCUGGGGAGCAGUGGCACGUGUGGGGAUGCCCCAUGCUGUGUGCCAGCCCUGCCGGAGCAGCCCUGAGGCUGCCCCCUGAGCUGGGAAGGUCCACAUAGGGCUGUGCUACCAUGGGGGCCCCUCUUGGCUGGGGACAUGGGCACAAGCUGCAUUUGCUGCAGGAGGUUCGAGACCAAAUGUCUCUGGGGCGGUCAACAUGGCCAGGGCCCUGCUGCCAGGCUGUGCUGGCGGGGAGAGGCAGUGACCUGCUGGGCUCUGGCUCCCCCUGGCCAGGAGGUUCCGGGGUGCUGGGCUGGGUGGAGAUGUCUCCCCUCUGUACAUAGUCUGUAUUUAUCAAUAAAGCCUUUUCAUCCUUCCUCUGG
Messenger RNA from Phalacrocorax carbo (great cormorant), 1196 nucleotides. Lineage: Eukaryota; Metazoa; Chordata; Aves; Suliformes; Phalacrocoracidae. The record is from RefSeq and is a predicted model, not a curated record.